This is a messenger RNA of Melospiza georgiana, 2013 nucleotides long. It is a transcript of the gene PHOSPHO1, whose product is annotated as phosphoethanolamine/phosphocholine phosphatase 1. Bases 76 to 873 code for a protein of 265 amino acids. Gene Ontology annotation, biological process: bone mineralization involved in bone maturation. NCBI's taxonomy places the organism in Eukaryota, Metazoa, Chordata, Aves, Passeriformes, Passerellidae. The transcript has 3 exons. The record is from RefSeq and is a predicted model, not a curated record. Gene Ontology annotation, molecular function: phosphatase activity.
GCACUCUCCGGCACCGGGGCGGGCCGGGCGCUCCCGGCAGGUUCCGACCCGCCCUGGGCCCGGGAUGGUGCCAGCAUGAGGAGGUGCUGCCAGGCCGUGGGGCUGCCGUGCCUGUUCAAGGGCGUGGGCGCGGCCGGCCCGCGCGCGCCGCGUUUCCUGCUGGUGUUUGACUUCGACGAGACCAUCGUGGACGAGAACAGCGACGACUCGGUGGUGCGGGGCCGGGCGCUGCCGGAGCGGCUGCGGCAGAGCCCCGCGGCCGGCGGCUACAACGAGCACAUGCGGCGCGUGCUGGCCUUCCUGGGCGAGCAGGGCGUGCGGCCCGCCGAGCUCCGCGCCGCCUACGAGCGCAUCCCGCUGGCGCCGGGCGUGGCCGAGCUCUUCCAGCUGCUCUCCAAGCACCGGGAGCUCCUGGAGCUCGUGCUCAUCUCCGACGCCAACACCUUCGGCAUCGAGGCCAAGCUGCGCGCGGCCGGCGCCCGCUCGCUCUUCCGCAAGGUCUUCAGCAACCCGGCCGGCCCGGACCGGCGCGGCGUGCUCACGCUGGGGCCCUACCACAGCCACGAGUGCCCGCGCUGCCCGGCCAACAUGUGCAAGGCCAAGAUCCUGGCCGAGUACCUGGCCGAGCGGGCGCGCGAGGGCGUCGAGUUCCAGCGCGUGCUCUACGUGGGCGACGGCGCCAACGACUUCUGCCCGGCCGGGACGCUGACGGCGGCGGACGUGGCGUUCCCCAGGAAGGGCUACCCCAUGCACAGGCUGAUCCAGGAGAGCCAGGAGAAGCAGCCCGGCGCGUUCCAGGCCGCCGUGGUGCCCUGGGAGUCGGCGGUGGAGGUGGCGCGGUACCUGCAGGAGCUGCUGCGCAAGAAGUGCUGAGCAAGGGAGGCGGCUCCGGGCCCGGCUCCGUUCCUGGGAUGUUCCUCUGCCUUUCCCGGCUCUGUUCCUGGCUCCGGGCCUGGCUCUGUUCCUGGGAUGUUCCUCUGCCUUUCCCGGUUCCAUUCCCAGCUCCGGGCCCGGCUCCGUUCCUGGGAUGUUCCUCUGCCUUUCCCGGCUCCGUUCCUGGCUCUGGGCCUGGCUCCGUUCCUGGGAUGCUCCUCUGCUUUUCCCGGGAUGUUCUCCCGCCUUUCCCAACUCCAUUCCCGGGAUGUUCUCCCUCCUUUCCCGGCUCCGUUCCCGGCUCCGGGCCUGGCUCCAUUCCCAGGAUGUUCCCCCACUUUUCCCGGCCCUAUUCCCGGCCACUGAAGCACUUUCUGCCAGCCCUGGCCCUGCCCGGCCCCUGCGCCCUUUGCCGACCUGGUGGGGAUUUCUGGUGGAGUUUUUUUUCUUCCUUCCCCUUUUGACCUCAAAAGAAUUCCUAAAUAUCCAGCAGCCACCUCCCCACGGGCUGGGCACGUCCUUGCUCCUGCCAUCCUCCCCUGGCCGUGGGCUCUGAUCCCACUGGGAAUUCCACCUGGGAAAUCCCUGAUCCCACUGGGAAUUCCACCUGGGAAAUCCCUGCUCCCUGGGCUCCUCUCCUGCUCCUGAUCCCAUUGGGAAUUCCAUCUGGGAAAUCCCUGAUCCCAUUGGGAAUUCCACCUGGGAAAUCCCUGCUCGCUGUGCUCCUGAUCCAUUGGGAAUUCCACCUGGGAAAUCCCGGAUCCUGGGGGUCCCUCCUGCCCCAGGGAGGGUCAAUCCCCCUGACCUGGGCACCCCCGAGGUUCCCCAAUCCCCCCGGGGUCACUUCUGGCACCGGGUGCCCAGAGGCCAAACCCUCCCCUCCUUCCCACCGCAGUGUUAAUUAAUUAAUUAAUCCCCCCUUCUAAUUGCACUCUUCAGGGCCACCUCCAGGGGCUGGCUCCUCCUGGAUCUAUCCCGGGUUUAUCCCGGGUUUAUCCACAGCCUUACCGGCCCCCGAGGGCGGCCCUGGCUCCCCCAGACCCGGCAGGGAUCGACCAAAGCAGCCCCGGGUUUGUUCCUCCCCCCUCGGACUGUGCGGAACUCAAAGCCAUGGAAUUAAAGACACGAAUCUGUGUGAGA